Messenger RNA from Drosophila montana, 949 nucleotides. It is a transcript of the gene bou, whose product is annotated as boudin. The record is from RefSeq and is a predicted model, not a curated record. The transcript has a single exon. Lineage: Eukaryota; Metazoa; Arthropoda; Insecta; Diptera; Drosophilidae. Bases 247 to 690 code for a protein of 147 amino acids.
GUUUCAGUACGAGCUUGGCAUUUGCUGACGACGCCGACUUUGGUCUCUUUGCGUCUCUUCGUUUGUCUCUGUGUGUGUGUCUGUGUGCGUAGUGCGUCAUUGCAGACCUCACCUAAGCCCCCGCUCAGCCACCCACAAGCUGCAUUGUGCAAUCGGACAGCAACAAAACAACAACAGCAAAAAAACAUAGAAACCAAAGGUAAUACAGCAAAAGGCAACAAAACAAAACAAAACAAAACAAGAAGAAUGUCAACGUCGCUGCUGCCGCCGCUGCUGUUGGCAGCGCUGCUCUGGUGCUGCUUCUGCCUGCGCUGCAGCUGGGCGAUUGAGUGUUACGUAUGCGAUGCCAGCGACACGCAGAAUCCGUUCCAGUGCGGCGAAUGGUUCGAGCGCUUCGAUCAGCCGGACAUCCAGCCGCAGAACUGUUCCAGCGUACAUGGCGCCACCUUCUGUGUGAAGCAUGUGGGCCGCUUCGAGGGCGGCAUCGGGGCGAAGCGUUUCUGCAGCUCCAAGGAUUUGGGCAACUAUUGUGACUAUGUGCGCAAUAAGGGCGAUCGCAUGGAUUAUCGCAGCUGCAUCUACACCUGCGACACGGAUGGCUGCAAUGGCGCCAAUCAACUGAGCAGCAGCGGUGCUUGGGGUGUGGCAGCGCCACUGCUGCUGCUGUUAACGAUCUGGCAACGCUGCUGAAAUGAUAGACCAGGCCAGCCAAAGAGCGAGAGAGGGAGAGCGCGGGGCGCGCGCAUCACAAACAUAGCUUUGUAAACAAAACAGACAAACAAACGCAAACAGCUUGUUGUUGGCUUUGAUUACCUAUAUUUCUUCUUCUCUUUUUUUUUAUUAUUAUACAAACAAAAAUGUACGUUUUUUUUUAUAUUGUAUCUAUAUAUAUACACACGUAAGUUAAGCUAAGUUGAAUAUGAGUAAAGUUUCUCACACAACAAUAAAA